AUGGCGGCCGUUCAUCGCAGAAAUCUGGCGGCUUCACCGGAUCCAGGCGACGCGGUCUCCCUCGCGCCGGUGUCCGCCGUCGCUCGCUCGCCUGCGCCAACGGUCGGGCAGGAGGUGGAGUCGGAGGGGGCGGAGCUCGAUCCGGUCGGCCAGGAUCUGGAGAAGGAAGGGAGGCACUGGAUCCGGAGGAUUUUUGGAGGCCCGUACGAGGGCCGCGUCCCCCUCCCCCUCGAGCGCCGCCGCCUCGCCGAGAGCGCCGCCGCCUACGCUGAGAGCGCCUCCGUAUCCGCAUUGAGUGAGGCCGCUUUCACCACGAGGGCAUCUGCGGAAGCUGACAGGGCAGCGGCAGCAGCCGAGAUGGCUGCAGCAGCUGCUGCGACGGCGGCUGCAAACACCGAGAGCGCUCGAGCUGCCUACCCCAGUAGUACUGUGAAAAGUCUAGCCGCCAUUUAUCAGUGGUCACCACUACUCGCUGGUAGGAGUACUACGCCAGUCGGCAUGGAGGAGGAGCUGACGCUGGUGGGGUACUGGUCGAGCCCGUUCGUUCUGCGCGCGCGCUUCGCCCUCAACCUCAAGGGCCUCCCCUACGCGUACGUGGAGGAGGUGGGCCUCUUCGACGGCAAGAGCCCGCUCCUCCUCGCCUCCAACCCCGUGCACAAGAGGGUGCCGGUGCUCAUCCACAACGGCAAGCCCGUCCCCGAGUCGCAGCUCAUCGUGCAGUACCUCGACGAGGCUUUCCCGGCCAGCUCCCCGCGCCUCCUCCCUCGCAACCCGCACGAGCGCGCCGUCGCCCGCUUCUGGGCCUCCUACGUCGACGGCGAGCUGCUCAGCGCGUGGCUGCCCGUCUACGGCGGACGCACCGGCGAGGAGAGGGCGGAGGCGGCGGGGCGGGUCGGCGCCGCCCUGGAGACGCUGGAGCGAGCGUUUGGGGAGUGCUCCAAGGGGAAGGGCUUCUUUGGCGGGGACACGGUGGGGCUCGUGGACGUCGUGCUCGGCGGCUUCGUCGGGUGGCUGCACACGUCCGAGGCCAUGUGCGGCGUGAGGCUGCUCGACGCCGCCGCGACGCCGCUGCUGGCGGCCUGGGCGGAGCGGUUUCGCGCGCUCGACGGCGUCAAGGAGGUGAUACCGGAUGCGCAGAGGCUGCUCGAGUACAACCUGAUGAGGCGAGCUCGCCUCGGGCUGCCGCCGACCUCGCCGCCGCCGUCACAGCACCAAUAGAUAGAUUUAUAUAUAUAAAUAAUGCUAGAAUCAGGGCUGGCCAAUACACCACGUGCAAAUAGCCUGUACCAAUAACUGAGCAUGUAUACCUACCCUGUGUAUGUAUUUCUACCCUUUUUUUGUGCAUGGUUAUGUAUUUCUA
Molecule: messenger RNA, 1360 nt
Organism: Triticum urartu
Lineage: Eukaryota; Viridiplantae; Streptophyta; Magnoliopsida; Poales; Poaceae
Product: putative glutathione S-transferase GSTU6
Biological process (GO): glutathione metabolic process
Cellular component (GO): cytoplasm
Molecular function (GO): glutathione transferase activity
Source: RefSeq, a predicted model, not a curated record